Sclerotinia trifoliorum is the source of this 579-nucleotide messenger RNA. Lineage: Eukaryota; Fungi; Ascomycota; Leotiomycetes; Helotiales; Sclerotiniaceae. The record is from the annotation of a GenBank genome assembly.
AUGGCGGCUUUCCAGAAGCCCAAACAACCUCGACGAGAGUCACAGCCCAGCAUCUCCCAUCUUACUAGCCAUGAAAGUAUGAAUGGAAUUCCCAUGACACUGGACACUUUAGUGCUAAAUGCAGGCAAUGAUACUAUUGACUGGCAACAUUUAUACUUCGGAUCCAGACUUCUAAACAGCAAACUUCGAUCAGAGCAUCGUCUUGAAUGCGAUAGGCUUGGCAAAGGGAAGUUAGCAAUGCGCAGAGCUAUUAAGGUUCUUGGCACAUUAUCCCGAUCUCAGCAGAACGAUUCAAAGGUGCUAGGUGCGGAAUGGUCAUUUUCUCUGAAAGAGAUAGAUCGUCUAAAACAACAGGUGUCUGGCUUACAGAGCGAUAAUUCGGAGUAUAGUAGCCGCAUGGAAGAUCUAACCUCCAGCCUUCAAAAAAUAUUACUACGGUUAUCAGAAGAGAUAGGCGCGAAGACAGAAGAUCUGCACAAAAAAUGGAUCGAGCUAGAUGAUAAAAUUGCUAAUAUUUUGCGGGAGAAGCAGGAACUGCCGGAUACAAUUUCUAAAGCUAUGAUGAAAUCAAUGGUCUAA